AUGCCCCCGUUCCUCCCCCGCAAACGUCUGCGAUCAGAAUCACUAGAAGCCGGACCCUCAAAUCCCGCGCCGGCGAGGGGCAAGGCCAAGUCCAAAACCACCACUCCCCGAAAACCCACCCUCUUCGACGACCUAGACGCGGGAACUGGUUCAAAGAGAAGUGCCACGCACAAGAAAGCAAUCCUCGAGAAACUGGCAGCCGGUGACGAAGACGACGAAAGCUCUCUUUCCUCGCUCUCGGAGCCAGAAUUCGAAGAUGUGCCUGUUGCGAAACGGCAGAGGCCCAACGAGGAGGAGGGCGACGACGACGACGACGACGAAGAUGACGAGGAGGAUAUGGAAUUCGAGGAUGUGGAAACAAAUCCCAUACCCAGAUCCGCCGGCCCCGAACCCUCGGGCGAUCUCGAAUUGGUGCUGCACAAGGACGACCGGGUUUCGAUCACGAAUCCGCUGGGCUCCAAGAAGGGACCGAGUAAGAUCGAGAGGGGGAUUCGAGUUGCGACGCACCAGAUGCAUGUGCAAGCGCUGAUGUUCCACAAUGCCCUACGCAAUGCGUGGUGUUGCGACAAGGAGCUGCAGGAGAUUCUGGUGAAGCAGCUGUCGCCUCGUGAAGCGCAGGCUGUGGAGAAGUGGAGGCGUGAUAGUGGGCUUGCCUCGAGGGAGGAUGUGCAGUCGACAGGAGGGAAGGGGAAGGGGAAAGCUAAGGCUGCGAAGGGCAAGAAGGCUGAUCCGAGAAGUCAGAGGGAUUGGGGUGAACCUGCUGGGAGACUGGCUGAAGGGACGGUCAACAUGAGUGCGGGCGAUCCACUCUUCACGCUGAUGAAACAUUUGAUGAAGUAUUGGAGAACUCGAUUCAGUAUCCAGGCACCUGGUUUGAGAAAGCUGGGAUACAUGUCGCUUCAGAGAUUAGACGAGGAGACCAAGAGCUUCAAGGAAGAUGAGCACGAUCCGGAGCGACACGGCGAACGGAUACGAAACCUCAAGGAAUUCCGGAAGUGUGCAGAAGCGAUGGAGGGUAGUCGCGAUGUUAGCUCUCAGCUAUUUACUGGUUUAUUGAGAGGUCUGGGAAUCGAAGCUCGCCUAGUGGCAAGUCUGCAGCCACUGGGAUUUGGAUGGAGUCAGGUGGAGGAGGCGAUGGAGAAGAAUCCUCGAGUUUUGAAGGUCAAGAAAACCAAGAAACCCGUCGAUAUUGCCGAUCACGAUCCCGAAGAUGACACUAGCUCCAGCGGAGAAGAUGAAUCUUGCAGACCUGCAAACAAAGGAAAGGGUCCAGCCAAGCCGACGAAGCUACAAAAGCCUACCCCAAGGCCUGGCAAGCCAUCCCGAGAUAGUGGCGUCAAAGAGGCGCCAAUAGAUCUUUCGGACUCUGAAGAUCUGGACGUGGACAGUGAUGGAGUGGAAGAUGUCACGCCAAGACGCAGGCCGGCGAAACGACCAGAUCUGGCAUAUGAUACGGACUUGCCGCAUCCUCAUUAUUGGACGGAAGUUUUAUCACCAGUGACCAACACGUACACACCUGUUGAUCCGGUCGUCCUCCACGUAUGCGCUUACAACCAACAACUCGUCGAGAAAUUCGAGACCCGCGGUGCGAAAUCAGAGAAAGCGAAGCAGGUCACAGCUUACAUCAUCGGGCAUUCUCCGGACGGAACGGCAAAGGAUGUCACUACUCGGUAUCUCAAGCGUCAUGUCUGGCCGGGCAGAACGAAAGGAUUCCGGUUGCCUGUCGAAAAGGUCCCCGUAUACAACCGACAUGGCAAAGUCAAACGUUACGAGCAGAAGGAUUGGUUCAAGCAAGUCAUGAGUGGCUACGUCCGAGGAUCAAAGAAGUGUCCACGAACCGAAGUCGACGAUGAUGAAGAAGCGGCUGAUCUCAAACCUGUGAAGGCGGAAAGGAAAGAGGUCGAAGAAGGUAAAGAGACGUUACAGUACUACAAAUCUUCGCCAGAUUUCGUCCUUGAACGACAUUUAAAGAGGGAAGAAGCCCUGCUCCCUGAAGCACAGCACGUCAAGAUGUUUACUGUGAAGGGCAAAGGGGAAGCGAGCACGGAAGAAAAAGUCUUUCGGCGGAAAGAUGUGGUCAAUUGUAAGACGAUAGAGACCUGGCAUAAGGAGGGUCGGGCCCCGAAAGAGGGGGAACAGCCUUUGAAGCGGGUCCCGUAUCGAGCUGCGACUACGAAUCGGAGACGUGAGCUCGCUGAAGCAGAACAUGCAAGUGGAGAGAAGGUAUUGCAGGGCCUGUAUUCUCGGGAGCAAACGGACUGGAUCAUUCCGCCCCCUAUCGAGAAUGGAGUCAUCCCCAAAAACGCUUUCGGUAAUAUUGAUUUAUAUGUUGAUAGCAUGCUUCCAGCAGGAGCAGUACACAUCCCACUGCGGGCUACUGUCAAGAUCUGUAAGAGGCUUGAAAUUGACUAUGCGGAAGCUGUCGUUGGUUUUGAAUUUGGCCACAGAAUGGCAGUGCCGAUCAUCUCGGGUGUCGUAGUCGCUGAGGAGCACCACGAUACGAUCAUGGAAGAGUGGCACAAAGAAGAGGCUGAGCGUGUAAGGAAAGAGGACGAGAAGUCACGGAAGAUGGUCUUGCAUACAUGGAGGAAGAUGUUGAUGGGACUGCGGAUUGUGGAGAGAGUCCGAGGGGAGUUUGGAGAUGCUGAUGAGGAAGCCGAUGUUUUGAAUCCGUGGACGAGAGAGAAGAAGCAGACUGCCGAUGAUCGCGAAGCGGAAGCCCAGGAGCAGAUUAUGGAUCGGGAUGAUGAGGAUAUGGCCGGUGGGUUUUUGCCGGAGGGUUUUGAUGCUGAGGAGACAGAGCCGCCGCAAAGAGAAAGCUUCUUUCCUGUUACUCGUGAGGACGAGGAUGAGGAAUCAGGUGGUGGAUUUGUUGUCGAGAACUAUGAGCAAAGACCAAAGGCUGGCCAGGCAUAUGCCACGCCGCAGUCACUCGAGAUCAGUUCGAAAGGAGGCGCCGCCUCAGGAGACGAUGCUGGUACGGGAGAUGAGAAGGCGACUACUCCAGCACCGAAGAAGCGGGGACGGCCAGCAGCUGGAUCCAGCAGCAGCAAAACGGCAACAAAGCCGAUCGCCAAGCGCCCCCUUGCGUUGCAAAAGCCUGCCGGCAAGGGGAAGCAGAAGCAGAAGCAGCAGAUGCACGACUUGGAGAAUUACGAGACCGACGAUCUCUCCUCGCCGCCCCCUCUGGACGAGGGGGAAUCGGAAGAAGAAGAAGAGCCGCCCCAGAAGAAACGCAGGCAUGCAAUCUCGCGGGCCAAGGCUACCGAUGCUGCCCCUCGCAGGACCCCGAGGAGGCAGGCUGCGCGGAAGAGCGAGACGGCAUUAAAAUCGCACUAUUUUGAACAUGACGAUGAAGAUGAAGAUGAGUGA
Messenger RNA from Drepanopeziza brunnea f. sp. 'multigermtubi' MB_m1, 3372 nucleotides. RefSeq lists its product as uncharacterized. Gene Ontology annotation, biological process: mismatch repair; nucleotide-excision repair. Gene Ontology annotation, cellular component: cytoplasm; nucleotide-excision repair factor 2 complex; nucleus. The record is from RefSeq and is a predicted model, not a curated record. Gene Ontology annotation, molecular function: damaged DNA binding; single-stranded DNA binding. Lineage: Eukaryota; Fungi; Ascomycota; Leotiomycetes; Helotiales; Drepanopezizaceae.